Messenger RNA from Seriola dumerili (greater amberjack), 1256 nucleotides. It is a transcript of the gene rasd2b, whose product is annotated as dexamethasone-induced Ras-related protein 1-like. The record is from RefSeq and is a predicted model, not a curated record. Bases 44 to 1216 code for a protein of 390 amino acids. Gene Ontology annotation, molecular function: GTPase activity; GTP binding. The transcript is spliced from 2 exons. NCBI's taxonomy places the organism in Eukaryota, Metazoa, Chordata, Actinopteri, Carangiformes, Carangidae.
UUCAGACCGCAGUCUGCCACCCAGACAAACCCAUCUUACAACGAUGGAAAUGAGCAGCCUCUCCACCGGCGCACAGACCACCCCAAUCCCUGUUCCGCAUCAGCUCAGCUGCUCCACCGUAGAUGGUUCCCAGUUUCAUGGUAAUAUGGACGGGCAGUGCGCCGGGUCCUCCAAAGUCUUACUGGCUUACAAAAACGCAUCGCAACACCUGAGCUCUUCGGGGAUUAAAGCGGGUUUGGGGAUACUCAAAGUAGCCACGUCCCAGUGGAAACAGGAAAAAAAGACGCGCUCGGGGCCCGCCGUAAGGCAACUGUCCGCUGCCAACAGCAGCCAUCCCUGCAAGAGAUCCCCACUGGAUCAGCUGGCGGCUCUGGUCCUUCAUGGUCAAACCCGGCACCAUCAGAUUGGCCACGAGCACCGACAAGAUGCCCUUUGCUCCACCAAGCCGCAAAACUGUAAGCGCAUCGUAGUUCUUGGUGCGCCACGGGUCGGCAAGACUUCCAUCCUGAGAAGAUACCUUCGGGACGGAUUUGUGGAGGAGUACAGUCCCACCUCCGAGGAUUUCCUCAGGAAACUGUUUCGUAUCCGCGGGGAGACCUACCAAAUUGACAUCCUGGACGCGUCCAGGGAAAGGGAUUUUCCAGCCAAGCGGCGACUGUCUAUACUCACUGGAGACAUUUUUCUUCUCGUAUUCAGUCUAGAUGACCGGAGCUCUUUCGAAGAGGUGUGCGCCCUGCGAACGGAGAUUCUUGCUGCUAAAUCCAAACUCACCAAAUCCUCUGUGCCAGAGCAGUGCGCACAGCUCCAGGUUCCCUUGUUGGUCUGCGCCAACAAGGUGGAUCUCCUGGAGUCUGAGAGAGAAAUAUCAAAGGCAGAGGUGCUCCAAGCCCUCGGUGAUGACUGUGCCUAUUUUGAAACAUCUGCAAAGGACAGCACUAAUCUGGAGAAAGUCUUCGAGACUUUGGCAAAGAGAGGCGGUCUACCGACUGAAACGGGUCCGUCUCAGCACCGCAAAGUCUCCCUGCGUUCUUACCAGGCGAUACGGACUGGCCGUGUGGCGGGGAGGGGGAGCCAGACGCCGGGGCGCGAAGAUCCAUGUGGCGCCCUGUACCCACUUGCACGUCGGCCGAGUUUUAGCACUGAUCUCCGAAAAGUCAUUGGACCAAAUACGGGAAGGAAGCCCGGCAAAGCACGGGAGAAAUGUCAGAUUCAAUAAGAGUAAAGUAGACUAUGAGACGAAUGAAGAAAGGCAUCGA